AUGGCACAGCCUCCGGGUUUUGAGAGUGUCACACAUCCUUCAAACUAUGUUUGCAAACUUCACAAAUCAUUAUAUGGUCUCAAACAGGCUCCUCGAGCCUGGAAUGAAAGGUUCACCAACUUCUUACCAAGUUUGGGAUUUCAAGUUUCACAGGCUGAUCCCUCACUGUUUAUUCAACAGUCUUCCAAGGGCACGGUGUUAUUGUUUUUGUAUGUUGAUGAUGUCAUUCUCACAGGUAGCAGCACUCAAUUGAUUAACCAAGUGAUCACAGCUCUCAUUGCAGAAUUCGAAAUGAAGGAUUUGGGUCUCCUGCACUACUUCCUGGGAUUACAGAUCAGUUACACCUCAGAAGGCUUGUUUGUGUCUCAAACAAAGUAUAUUAAUGAGUUAGUUGAUAAAGUUGACCUCCAGGACUCUAAACCGUGUGCUACACCAUGUCUCCCAUAUCACAGACUCCUCAAGGAUGAUGGGAAGUCGUAUCACAGUCCUGAUCAAUAUAGAAGUGUUGUUGGCGCUCUUCAGUAUCUUACUUUUACAAGACCUAACAUAGCAUUUUCAGUCAAUCAAGCUUGUCAGUUCAUGCACAAUCCUAUGAUUUCUCAUGUUCUUGCAGUUAAGAGAAUCCUUCGCUAUCUCAAAGGGACAUCCACUUAUGGCAUUCAUUUUAAAUCAGGACCAUUGCAUCUGCAAUCUUAUAGUGAUGCAGAUUGGGCAGGAGAUCCAAAUGAUCGAAGAUUAACUUCAGGAUUUGUUGUAUUUCUUGGAUCCAACCCCAUCUCAUGGGCAUCAAAGAAGCAACACACGGUAUCCCGAUCAUCCACAGAAGCUGAGUAUAGAGCGUUGGCAAUCACGGCUGCAGAACUUGCCUGGAUUCGACAACUAUUAUGUGAUAUGCAUAUACCUUUACAUUCCUCUCCGCUGAUAUAUUGUGACAAUGUCUCAACUAUUGCCCUUUUUACAAAUCUUGUGUUCAAUGCAAAAUCCAAACACAUUGAGAUCGACUAUCAUUUUGUAUGUGAGAGAGUCACUCGGGGUGAUCUUCAAGUUCAACAUGUGUCUUCGACAGACCAAUCAGCAGAUAUCCUAACAAAGGGCUUGUCUGCACCAUUAUUUCAGCAACAUUGCAACAAUCUGAUGCUUAGUGUUCUCGAGCAUCAGCUUGAGGGGGGAUGUAAGAAGGAUGAAGUUCAAGAGUGUUAUCCAAGUGAGGAAGUUAUCAAUGGUCAAAACAAAGCCACUUGUCAAAAGAUUAAAUAG
Messenger RNA from Pyrus x bretschneideri (Chinese white pear), 1257 nucleotides. RefSeq lists its product as uncharacterized. The transcript has a single exon. The record is from RefSeq and is a predicted model, not a curated record. The coding region runs from base 1 to 1257 and encodes 418 amino acids. Lineage: Eukaryota; Viridiplantae; Streptophyta; Magnoliopsida; Rosales; Rosaceae.